Molecule: messenger RNA, 450 nt
Organism: Solanum stenotomum
Lineage: Eukaryota; Viridiplantae; Streptophyta; Magnoliopsida; Solanales; Solanaceae
Exons: 2
Coding region: 70-402 (110 amino acids)
Source: RefSeq, a predicted model, not a curated record
UCCCAACCAUUCUGCAAAUUUAAUUUGUGUAUCUUUAUAGAUUAUAAGUUCCCUAAGUUAGCUAUCUGAAUGCUGGAUAAUAAUUCUUCAUCGUCAUCGCGACCUACGAUAGCUUUUCCUCUAGGUCUAGCUCUUCUUGUUCUUGUUCUUGUUUGUAUAACUGGACUAUUUUCUUGUUGCUAUCAUUGGGAUAAGCUUAGAUCCCUUUUUUGUUAUGAAGAUGAUCAAUCCUCAUCAGAUGAUGAUUCAAUUGUUUCUGCUAAUCCUAAGUCUAUUCAGGUGAAGGAGCAUAAAAGUUGUAGUGAGAGCUUGACAAUAUUGAUGCCGGGCGAUGAUGUUCCAAAGUUUUUGGCUUUGCCUACUCCCCGUUGUUCCACUCUCCGAAUCGAAACGCUUGUAUAGACUAUAGUACCUUCUUCGUUUUAAUUUAUGUAGUAGCAAUUGGAAUUU